UACACACAUUCAUUAGAUCCUGUUGGUGUGGGUUUCUUCUUUUUCAAUGAUGCACACCAAAGUGAGAGUGGUAAUAACCCUCAUAGUCUGGACAUUAUUAAUAACGACAAUGUUUAGACUGCUGACCAUGGCUUUAAUGGCUUUAUAAUGACCUGUGGAUGCCCUAUUUGUCAAUUACUUUGCAAACUAGUUGCUAAGAUGGUUCAUCAAGAGCAUAGAUUUUAAUUGGUUUGUAUUUUAAAUCAAGUUUUCUAUUUUAGUCACAUUCAGCCCUAAUUUAAAGUGUUUUUGGGCGGUUACUUUGUAUCAGCUUUAUGGUCAGAGGCCCUAUAAUGGUCUUACUGCUGGCGAUUAGAACUUUUGACAUUUUGCUAAAUGUUGCUUUGUUAAUGCAUUCUCAGGGUUGAGCAGUGUCCUCUUUAACGCAUUAAAAUCUGCCAGAGAAUUUGGAAAGCAUGCAUGUUCACUUUGAGCAUAAAGUACUUUAGCAGUUUUAAUUUCUUGUCCAAAAUGUUAAUGACACAAACAAAGUGAAAAACAAUGCAGAUAUUUAUAUUAGAUCAUGCUCUUUACCUGCUAAACUAAAUGCAACAACAGCAUUAAAACAUUACAUUGUCAAUGGAGAAGAGUAGAUCAAAAAUGACACUUGUUUGUCUCGGUAUUAAAGGUUUCACUGUCAUUUCCAUUGUUUUUUUUCUGUAGAGAUUUUUAUUGUUCUCUUGUUUUUAGUCUCUGCUCUCUGUUGGAAACACUGUUCCAAAUCUUUCUCUUAGAGAUUACAGGAUCCUGUCAGGUUGCCUACCAGCUUGACAUCUAAGUAGAUUCAAAGAAAACUUCCAAUAUGCUGUACUUAUUGGACUUAAUGGGACAAGUAGGUCCAUCCCUUCAGAACACUUCUCUUUUCAGAGCACACACACACUAAAGCUGCAAGUUUUUAUAGUCCUGAAAAUAGUUAGCCAACUCUGAGGUUUCUCUGUGCUUGCUUUUGGGAUGUGUCCUCCAUUUUAAAAUGCAAAAGCUUGAUGAUGAAUAUUGGCUGCUUUUGUAAAACGAAAGGUUCGAUCUUGUUUUGAAGUGGAUGGAAGGCCCAGAGGAGCGUCUACAGACGUUAGAUCUUUAGGAGUCAGAGAUUUUCUCCGCUCCCGGUGCAGCAUAUCUGGGGCAGACGUACAGCUUCACUCUGCUGCAUCAACAUGUAUUUUUGAGUAGAAAAAGCAGUGUCAAAUUGAUGAGAUGAGAACUCGUUUAAGAUACACACCCAGAUUGUAUACGUCUGUGGGCACAUUUGCAUCGUGAAGGAGUUACAGAGAGAACAAUGGAGGCCACCUGUAAUGUUUCUUUCUCUCUAUCUCCCUUUCUGUCUGUCUUUUUCUUUGUUUCAUUUUAUCUUGAUAUCCUUCUUUAUUCACUGCCUUGUUCCCUGUAUGAUCCUGCAGUGCUUCCCUCCCUCUGACCCUGUCUUCUUCCUCUUCUUUACGAACACUUCUCUCUCUCCCUGAGCGCCGAAAGGAGUAACCUAGCGAGCUUUUGCUGCAGGAUGUUAUAAAUGAAAAUUUAGCCAAAGUUCCAUCAGCUUUGUCAACAGGGCAUGAUGAUGUGUGUUCCACGUUCUGUCCGUUCAAAGAACAUUUUCUCUCUUUUUCUCAGGAUCCUGCAACGAAGGCGUUGUAAGUUACUCUUUCUGGGCAUCGCAGGUUCCUGCAGCACCGACGUCAAGGAAAACCGUAACCUGGACAACGUCUCCUCCAAGGAGGGGACAGGAAUGCCUGAGCAGCUCCCCAAUGGCGGCGGAGGAGGGGGGCGUAAGCGCCCCCUGGAGGAGGGCAAUAAUGGUCAUGCGCACCCCAAAUUCAGGCCCAAGAAGCGUAAGAAAACCCCGGGGCCCGUCCUCCCCAAGAACGCCUUGAUGCAGCUGAACGAGAUCAAGCCGGGCCUGCAGUACAAGCUUCUCUCCCAGACCGGCCCAGUGCAUGCCCCAGUCUUCGUCAUGACCGUGGAGGUGAAUGGGCAGCUCUUUGAGGGCUCAGGCCCCACCAAGAAGAAAGCCAAGCUUAAUGCAGCUGAGAAGGCUCUGCGCUCCUUCGUCCAGUUCCCAAAUGCCUCCGAAGCCCAUCUGGCCAUGGGCCGCACACUGACUGUCAACACGGACUUCACCUCAGACCAGGCCGACUUCCCAGACAUGCUUUUCAACGGUUUUGAGACACCUGCCCCACCCGAGGACCCCUUCUACCUGGGCUCCAAUGGCAACGGUUCCUUAAACCCAUUGGGGGAGUAUCCGGUGCCCCCAGCAGCUGGCACUAACAGCCUGGCGCAAGCUCCACUGCCCCCUCCCUCCACCUUCAGCUCCUCCUCAAGUGGAAAAAACCCCGUGAUGAUCCUCAAUGAGUUGCGGCCGGGCCUCAAGUAUGAAUUUGUGUCUGAGAGUGGCGAGAGUCAUGCCAAGAACUUUGUCAUGUCCGUGACUGUGGACUCACAGACUUUUGAGGGUUCAGGCAGGAACAAGAAGCUGGCCAAGGCGCGAGCUGCUCAGGCAGCUUUGUCUGCCCUCUUCAACAUGCAGCUGGACCAAACACCAUCCCGCCAGCCCAUUCCCAGGGAGGGCCUGCAGCUGCAUCUGCCCCAGGUGCUAGCCGACGCUGUCUCUCGUCUCGUGGUGGACAAGUUCAGCGAGCUCACAGACAACUUCACGUCCCCUCAUGCUCGGCGGAAAGUUCUGGCUGGGGUUGUCAUGACAACAGGCACUGAUGUGAAGGAGGCCCAGGUUAUCUGUGUCUCCACGGGAACCAAGUGCAUCAAUGGAGAGUACAUGAGUGACCGUGGCCUGGCGCUUAAUGACUGCCAUGCUGAGAUCAUCGCCCGCCGUUCACUUAUCCGAUACCUGUACAUGCAGCUGGAGUUCUUCCUGAAUAACAACAAAGAGGAACAUCAGAAGUCUAUUUUUACACGGUGUGAGAAGCAUGGAUACAGACUGAAAGACAACGUUCAGUUUCACCUGUACAUCAGCACAUCGCCAUGUGGAGAUGCUCGCAUAUUCUCUCCUCAUGAGGCAGGCGUUGAGGACCAGGGAGACAGACACCCAAACAGAAAAGCCCGAGGUCAGCUGAGGACUAAGAUCGAGUCUGGAGAAGGAACCAUCCCAGUGCGCUCCAGCAACACCAUUCAGACGUGGGAUGGAGUUCUGCAGGGAGAAAGACUCCUCACCAUGUCCUGCAGUGACAAGAUCGCCAGGUGGAAUGUAGUGGGGAUCCAGGGUUCACUGAUGAGUUACUUCACUGAGCCAAUCUACUUCUCCAGCAUCAUACUGGGCAGUCUGUACCACGCUGAUCAUCUCUCUCGGGCCAUGUACCAGCGAAUCGCAGACAUCGAGGACCUGCCCCAGCAGUUCACCCUCAACCGGCCCCUGCUCAGUGGAAUCAGCAAUGCAGAGGCACGGCAACCAGGGAAGGCUCCUAACUUCAGUGUGAACUGGACUGUGGGAGACCAGGGCCUGGAGGUCAUUAAUGCCACCACAGGCAAAGACGACAUGGGCCGGCCUUCACGUCUGUGCAAGCAUGCCCUCUACAGCCGUUGGGUUCGACUGCACUCGAAGCUGUCGCCUACCUUGCGGAUCAAAGUGUCCAAACCCAGCUCAUACCAUGAAGCCAAACAGGCAGCGGUGGAGUACCACACUGCCAAGCAGACGCUCAUCAAGGCCUUCCAGAAAGCAGGCUUGGGUGCCUGGGUGAAAAAGCCUAUAGAACAGGACCAGUUCUCACUCAACUCCUGAAGGGGGCGCAAGAGGGACAGAGUAGAGAUCUGAAAGACAUGACUACAACCAGCCGUUGAUACUUCACUUGAUGUGUGUGUGUGUGUGUGUGUGUGUGUGUGUGUGUGUGUGUGUGUGUGUGUGUGUGUGUGUGUGUGUACGCUUGUGUGCGUGUGUGUGUGUCUGUGUGUGUUUGACUGCGUUUAUUCCCAGGCAAACCACAGCCCUUUAGUCCCACUCUGCUCUCAUCACUUAUGAUUCCUUAAGUGUGUGAUGACAUGAAUUUGCCUUUUAAUUUGUAAUGUAUGUAGGACUAGUCUGUCUUUUUAAACAAAUGUUUGUUUUGGAAUUAAUGGCAUUAGCUCACAGUACAUAGUAGAAAAUACUGUCAUUUAUAACUGGAAAACAAUGUCCUUUUGAGGUCAUGUUUUGUGUUGUGUUUGUCAUUUUAUUGCCCUGAAGCUUUAUGUUUUAAGAUGAAAAGGAUGAGGAUUAAGAGUACACGAUCAAGGUCAGAGGCCUCAGACUGACCACUGAGAUGAUACUAGCUAGAGCGUCGCUCCUAAUCAGAACACCUGUGCUCAAGAGAAGACCACCAUUGAUAUAAAGAUUUUGCUUUAUUGUCCCGUAUAAAGUGUAGAGUACUCUAUCCCCUAUAGAGUAUAGAGUAUAGAGUACAAUACCUUUUUAAAUUUUUCAAAUGUAGGUAGUUUUCCUAUGUUACCUUCCCUGUGUAUUUUGUCAAGACAUUUUUACUAUAGUUUUAGUAAACAGUAUUGUUCUUUAAUGUCAAAUACAUUUUGCAUCUUAUUAAUUUGACCUCAGAUGGAAACAUGCAUUUGGUCCCUUAAAAGCUUGCUAUCCUUUUAAAGACGCUUGAAGGAAGCGUUCAGUGAAGCAUUUGUUUCGAAAUAUGAAAUGAUCUCGUUCUUGUUCCUGUGCAUCGCUGAUGCAGCCGAAGUGCAUUGUUUUCAUUAAACAAUGUGUCGUGGUGCUUUCAGUUCCAAUAAUGUCUCCAGUGCAUGUUUGUAUUGUGUGCUGUAGUGCACAUCACUCUGAAAAAGUUGCCCCUCUUUUUUUACUGGGCAAAAUGUAGAAGACUUAAGAAGCUGCCUUCUUUUGACCAUUUUAGAAGAGUCACCUCUGCAUUUAGGUACUUUUACUAAAUGAUGUAUGGACUUUUUUAAGCUGCAUGGAGAACACGUUCAUGUAGGGAGCUAGGUUUUAUAGCGUCUCCCUUUUAGCUAUUGCAAUGUCUGUUACCCUUAAGUUAACAUUCACAGCCAUCAUUGCGAACCAGAUGAUUAUUGUAUGCUCCUCCCUGAUUGGGAACAACUAUGUUUCUCAGUGGUGCACGUUUCUUGUUUAAAGCCAUCUCUCUGCAUGGAAUGAGUGGAUGGUUUGCAGGGGCCACUUGGAACCCCCUCACCCCCUAUAUCCUCAUGGGUUGCUGAGAUUUCAAUGCCAGUUUUUUGGGCACAAAUUGCUUGAUAUUGUUGAAUUCUGCUGUAUCCAUGGGAUUGAAGUCUAGAGCUACAUUUUAAAAGACUUUUUUCAGCUCAUUUUAAGCUUGAGCUCUUUUUUGAUUGACAGCCUGCAAAAUGCAGCAUGUUUGACUCAUAAGGAUGUUGAAGUUGUAUUAAUUGGGGGCAUGUUUUCUAUACUGUUGUUUUCUUUCUUUCUUUAGUGGGCACUGAGUAUAUCAGCCCCUCAAAAAAACAUUGUCACAUUGACGCUUGUCACAGUGUACGCUGAAUGAGAAGUCCAUCUGAGGCAUAGGCUGCUUGAUAAAGUAGUGGAUUUAUAAAGUAGCAGCUUCAAUUGAUGAAAGCAAACAGGAAACAAUGUUGCAACUGUGCAAAAGUGAGAAACCGCUCAUCAUUUAUUUCCAGUCAAAACUGCCAAUAAGUGCAAGUUGUUUAUUUUUUAGGAGAUAUUUCUGAGAACAUUAGAUAUAAGGCACUCUAUUUGCCUAAGUAGGUGAAAAGUCAAAAGAAAAAGUGAAAAGACAUGAGUUUCAAAACUCGAGUUAAAAGAAUUAGACCCCUCACAACCAAGCAAGACCUGGUAGACCAACAAAACUGUCACCGUCAGAUAUACAGCACUUAAAAACUAGAGCCCCACUUAUUCUUCAGAUCUGAAUCUUUCUGUCUAUCAGAGAAAAGGAACUAGACAGAUGAAAAUUGGCAAAUUAAACAAAGAAGCUACUGGUGUUCUCAAAACAAUGACUGGCCGCCAAGUCCAGACCUCAACAUCGCUGAAUGUGCAACUUCUAAGUCGCAACUUUGGAGGAGUGGAAAAACAUCCCAGCAGAUUUCGUUGAAACUAAAAAGCAAGUCUUUCAAAAAAAAAAAACAAGCUAUAAUGAAGAGAUGAUUUUUUUUAAUAUUACAUUUAGUUUUUCAGCCUUCUGUGUAUCUUUCAGUUAAAUAUGCUUUCUGCUCUUUUUUUAUUUCCAAAAUAAAAAAUUAAUAACUUUUACUUAACUACCAUUUUGCCUGGAAAUUAAAUGAAGGAUGGUCUCUGGUGUUGCACACUAUUGUACAGUAACUCAAACUUGGAUCACUUUGCAGUGCUGAUUCUUUCUUGCAGGAUGCAGAUUUGUGUUUGAUGGGUCUGUUGUACCUCUGAAUCAAAUGUUUCAUGCAGCCCCUCUUUGACUUACCACUACUGGACUUAUUCAGUUCUCUCUCUCACACAACAGAAUAGAGACGGUUUUUAAUUUAAUUUCGGUGAGCCCAUCCGGAUGAGUCUGUGUAUGCGUGCGUGUGUGUAUGAGUGUGUGUGUGUGUGUGUGUGUGUGUGUGUGUGUGUGUGUGUGUGCGCGCACCUGCUGCUGAGCCCAAUCGGCACUCUGUCGAGAUGUCAUGGCAACGGGACUUGGAGAUUGCUGUUGAAUCUUCACCAAAGAUGAUGUCAUUUUUUGGCUAUUUUCUUUCAAGGUGAACAAUAUGGAGACUUUAUUUUUUUUGGAAAAAAAAAAAAAAAGAAAAACGCAAGUUAUUAGUGCAAAGAUUGUUGAGCAUAAUACAGUUUGUCAUCAUUGUUUUUGUAUAUUCAUUUACUAAUAUAUUUUUAAUUAGUACAAAUGAAUAUGUUUGUGUUUUGCAGUGAGAUCGAAACAGCUCCAUUCUCUGUUUUUCUGUACCUGUUCAUUUACAACUGUAAAUAUUGUGAGCCUCUCGGUUGUUGCCAUGGACACCCAACAUAUAUUACUGGUAUUUUUGAAAAUGUACUUUCCUCAUUACACACAAUUCCACAAUUGCUGGAAAAGAAAAAAAAAUACAAAACAGAAAUACAUGUUCCCAUAAUAUAGGUUUCUUUAAUUCAGACAGUUUGUAGUGAUUUUUAGUUGUUUUUUUUUUUUGUGUGUGUGUGUUUGUUUUGUUUAGUUUUUUGGUCUCAGCCCCUGGCUUUACCCCAUCAGAGUGGUUCUCCUGACCCUAUACAUGACACAUUGAUCUAGAUAGGGGGAGAAAGAGUCCUUGUCGAGCUUUGACUUCAGUGUAUAUUGUGCUGUGCCAGCCUGUGCUGAUUAAUGAAGGCCGGCUGUGUUAGUGGGACCAGACCAGCACCUUUCUGGUGGCCGUUCACUUGGCUCACCGUUUCUUAAAUGGAAAUCCGUCCUGAACUUGAACACAGUGUAGAAAAUAAAUAAAAAUGCUUACAAAAUACCUUAUUAACAAUUCUCAGUGUAGUUUAUUAGCAAUAUUUCAAAACCCUUUAGUUUGGAUUGGAGCCUGCAGAGAGAGCAGGGUUUAGAGGAUUAGCGGGGUGAUACGGGGUGAUUUUUUUUUUUUUUUUUUCUUCUUCCUAUUGAGACACCAGUCAUCUUUUCCCUUCUGUGUGUGUCCGACUGUCAAAGCUGUACUUCUGAUGCCUGCUUCUGCUGUUCUUUACCAACUGCCCAAGAUGUCAAUGAAUGAUGUCAUGAAUACAACUCCCAGUCCCAACCAAGAUGGACCUUUUUAUUUUUUAUUAUUAUUCUGGAACUGGACCAUGUCUCAGUCAAAGUCCAAACUUCUGACCUGUGACCUCCUGCUCUGGUCCUGGCCAGCCCUUUUCUGAGUGUGUUGUGAUUCGGUGACUAUACAGUGGGGCAUGGUGGUGCUGGAGCCAGGUGCGGUCCACUCAGCUCUGCUCCGCCCUGCCCUGCCCCCCCCUCCUGCGUGUCCUCUGUAAUAUCCAUACACAGGCCACCUGCAUGAGCUCCUCCACUGAAGCUGCACCCAGCAUGAUGACUAUAAACGGACUUGUAUGUAGAAAAAUAAAACAUAGAUCUAUAUAUAAAUGAGCAAAAAAAUAAACAAGAUCUUAGUUUA
Pygocentrus nattereri (red-bellied piranha) is the source of this 8067-nucleotide messenger RNA. RefSeq names its product adenosine deaminase RNA specific B1b (gene adarb1b). Gene Ontology annotation, molecular function: tRNA-specific adenosine deaminase activity; double-stranded RNA binding; double-stranded RNA adenosine deaminase activity. Gene Ontology annotation, cellular component: cytoplasm; nucleolus. Gene Ontology annotation, biological process: RNA processing; adenosine to inosine editing. The transcript is spliced from 9 exons. The coding region runs from base 1589 to 3766 and encodes 725 amino acids. NCBI's taxonomy places the organism in Eukaryota, Metazoa, Chordata, Actinopteri, Characiformes, Serrasalmidae. The record is from RefSeq and is a predicted model, not a curated record.